AUGCAAACUGGCGAAAAAUUUCGAAUCAUUGAUUUUGCCGCCUGUGACAAUUCGCCGAUGCCCAUUAAAGUCAAAGGGCAUCCAUUUAUCAGCUGUAGCGUCAAAUUUGGUGCCGGUGUCGGAACCGUUGCCGGUGUCAAAAAACUUGGAUGCCGGCGUCGAAACCAUCGCAGGCGUCAAAUUUUUUUCUACGCUGUCGAAUUUUCGCCAGCAGAGUUUUGCAGCAAAUUUGCAAAUUUAUUCGCCGGUGGCAAAAUGGGCAAAUUCACCGCAAAUUCGCGCCUGAUGAAUAAAUUCGCCCAUCACUAG
Messenger RNA from Protopolystoma xenopodis, 309 nucleotides. The record is from the annotation of a GenBank genome assembly. Lineage: Eukaryota; Metazoa; Platyhelminthes; Monogenea; Polystomatidea; Polystomatidae.